Messenger RNA from Diorhabda carinulata, 4757 nucleotides. Its product is annotated as regulation of nuclear pre-mRNA domain-containing protein 2. The coding region runs from base 491 to 3250 and encodes 919 amino acids. The record is from RefSeq and is a predicted model, not a curated record. Gene Ontology annotation, cellular component: RNA polymerase II, holoenzyme. Gene Ontology annotation, biological process: mRNA 3'-end processing. Lineage: Eukaryota; Metazoa; Arthropoda; Insecta; Coleoptera; Chrysomelidae. The transcript has 14 exons. Gene Ontology annotation, molecular function: RNA polymerase II complex binding.
UAGCUUCACAUGUAAAACAUAAUAAAAAAUACAAAUGUCAUCUAAAAAUUUUCAGCCAAUCAUAGUACAGUGAAUAUUCUAAGAUUUUCUUAUUGGUUGAUUUCUAGAGAAAUUGGUAGCAGUGUAUCAGCUGCAAAAAUUUUGAUAAAUGGAUGCAUUUGUAUUUUGACAGCAAAACUAAUUUUGUAAAAUUGAUUGCUAUUAUAAAGAAAUACAAAUAUUAUUCAAACUACUUUUGAGUGAAUACAUGCUGAUAUAAACAGUUUUUUAUAAGUAAAUUCUCAAAAUUGUUCUGACAGAAGCACUGUAAACAGAAAAGUCGGCGUCCAUACCAAUUUGGUGUAACGUGUAGUUUUUGAGGAUACAUUAGUUGAUAUGAUCUUUAGAUUAAUAAAACUAUACCAUACAAAUAGCAUUAUGGUAUUAUAAUUAGUAAAACAUUUGUAGAAUGUUUGAGAAACAUUGAACUUUCGAGAUAAAUGUAUUUCUAAUGGGGACUCAAACAUUAUUAGAAGGCGAAUUUAACGUCUUACAAUUUGAAAAGCAACUGACCACUUUGAAGGAUUCUCAAGAGGCUAUUAAUAAUUGUUGUCAGUGGUGUUUACAAAACAGAGCUCAUCACAAAAAAAUUGUCAAUGCUUGGCUAAACGUUUUGAAACGAGUUAAAGUUGAACAAAGACUUAUUCUCUUUUAUUUAGCCAACGAUGUUGUUCAAUAUUCCAAAAGACGAAAUUUGGAAUUCGUCGAAAGCUGGGGCAUCGCUUUACAAAAAGCAACAACAAUGGUUAGGGAUGAAAAGGUUAAACACAAAAUACUUAGGAUAUUUAAAAUCUGGGAACAAAGAUGUGUUUAUAAUGAAGAGUUCAUAUCAGAUUUGUGUGGAUUACUUAGUGUUUUACCUAGUGCUCCUAAAAAUGAUGAGCCACAUGAAUUUCAGCCAAACUAUGUGAUAAAUAAAAUUAAGAACUGUGCUAAACUGGAGAAAGAUACGGACACAAAAUUGAAGCUACUUAAAGAACAUAAUCCCAAGAUUCAAUUAGACGACGGGCUUAUAACAUCGUUGAAAGAUCGUGCUCACAUGGAUGAUGUAGAGAAAGAAAUAGAAGUGUAUAUUACACAUAUGGAAGAAUAUAUGAAUGCGUUGAAAUUGGAAAUAAAAAAUAGGAUAACACUAAUUAGUGUAUUGAAGCAAGCGGAGUCACAACUGGAGGCCGACAGAAAAGAUGUCAAAGUAGUAGCAAAUGCGUAUAAAAUGUUUGGUACCAGAGUCAAAACCUUCCAGAGGAAAUUGGAAGAACAUAAAGAAACAUUAACUAGUCCGAUACCUUCUCCAGAUGUCAAUGCCCCAUCUCCUAGUCCAGAUUCCGAUUUAGAUUUACCUGAGGAAACAACAGAAGAAAUAAUAUCGAAUGUGAAAGAAGUUAUUCCUGCAUUGUAUAAUCCAAAGGCAGAAUUACAAUUUAAUGCUGGAUAUUACACUCCAGUUCAAACGACUACUGCCAAUACCAGUGCUGAUGCGUCCAGCAGUUUUUUGAGUACCAACGGCUUUUCAAGUUUUAUAGGAUCAGAAACUUUUAACUUAGAAAAUUUCAGCAGUAGUCUUUUUAGUAACGUCAGCAACUUUAAUAGUACAAACGAUUCUAGUUUGGAAAACGAGUUCACGUCUCCUGUAACGAAGGCAACACAAAUUAUUCCCGUGCAAGUCGAAACACCAUCGACUCAACAGUCUUUUAAUUACGAUACUAGCCAUAUACCUUUAUUGCCACCUCCGAUGCCACCUUUUUCAAAAUCUGAAGUUACUUUCGGUAAUUCAGGCAGCUAUGGUACAACCACGACAAACUCGAACUCAUAUGGUAAUACAUAUGCGACUCCUUCAUAUGACACAACAAACGUUAAUUACACGACUGAAGAAAAUUUUGGUGAAGAUAUAUUCGAACCACCCAUCGGCGCUAACCCCUAUCCUCCCAGUGAAGAAUACAAUCCCGAAGAUGAAGUUUCUACAUGGGAACCAGAUCCUAGUUGGAAUGGCAUACCGGCAGUUCCAGAUACAGAUACACCAGAAAGUCCUCCGAUGUUCGAAAAAGAAGGUUACAAUAAUCCUAUCGAGUACCACGAUGCUAUAAUACCACGUGGCGUGCUAGAUGUAGAUCAUAGAGUUCUUCCUGGAAUAACUAACGAACUGGAAGAUUCUAUGGGUAGUCUUGGAACUAAAGAUGUGGAUCAUCGAAAUCUUAUAAGUCUGACGGGAUCACCUGGUCAAUCGAAUUCCCAAACUUCUCUACCGGAUGAUGUGUGGAAUCAAACAGACCAGGAUUAUAGGAUACCCCCACCGAUGGUUCAAUCUCAUAGAAAUAGGGAUCAAGAUUAUAGGUUAGGUUUCAAUUUGGAUCAGUUAAAACUUCCACCGCCGCCUCCGCCACCUACGAAAUUUCAAGAUCAUCACGAACCGCCGACUCUUUUACCCGUCGAAAAAUCGAUUUCGCCGCCGCAAGUUUCCUCACCAGAGAAUGUCGAUAUGGAUAUGAGCGACGACGAAGGCAGGCACAAACACGACAACUUGAAGGUGAUCAUUGACGGUACAAAAAGUGAUGAUCAGUCGUUCUUGUUGGAACCGCCUCCACCUUUACCGGAGCUUCUCGAUGACGUUGAUACUAAUAAUUUCCUCGAUGAUCUCAAUACCGAUGUAAGCGGCGAUUUUGGAAACAUGGAAAAUUUAGAAGAAUCUCUAAAUACGUCUAUGCUUUUACCGCCUCCUCCCAUGAUGAAUUUCAAUGAAUUGGUAGGUCCUCCGUUAAUGCCGCCACCAAUGAAUUCGUCGUUACCUCCGCCACCGCCUUUACAACCGCCUCCUAUGAUGAUGGGUCAAUCGGGACUUGUACCGCAUCCGAAUCCGUGGAUACGCGACGAGGAAUUAGAUCUUAUGUCCGUAAAUAGUCAAGGAAAUACCGAUGAGAAUAAUUGGUCAGACGAAACGUUUCCGUCAGAUAUGGAUCCUCAACAGCUUCAUUGGAUGGGUCAUCCUAUGAUACAUCCUGGAGGUAGUCCCGGAUUUCGAGGUAGAGGAAAUAGAGGAUUCUUCAUUAAAAGAGGACGAGGUCGAGGCGGCCAAGGACAGAAUUUUCACCAAGAAAAUUUCAGAGGUAACUUCAGAGGACAUUGGGGUAAUCGAGGAGGGAAUAACAGGGGCAACAGAGGAUUUUUUCAAAGAGGAGGUAACAAUUUCCGAGGAAAUUUCAGGGGUGGGUUUUGAUAUAAGUAGUUUAUUUUAUAGCAUAGUCGAACUGUUGAGUUUUGUGUUUUUUUUACUAUAAGGAUUGAUUAUUAUUUAAAUAUUUCUGACGGUAAGAACAAAUACAGGAAUCAUAAAAAAUAUACUUGUUGUUUGUACUAAGUUCUCAAUUUUUUAUGUUCAAACGUUUCGUCUAGAUUUUGUCCGCAGUUCUUUACACCGCCUAUCCGUUCUAUCCUUUUGCUUGUUUAUAAUUUAUUUAGAUCAGAUUGCAUUCUGACAAUAAGUUUUUUUUUUAUAUAUUCGAUUAUUAAUUUUUUGAAUUAAGAUCUUGUUUACAUCUAUCUUUGUGGAAGAAGUUUUUGGAUUUGAAUAAAUCACAUUAAAAGUUUACUCUCAUAUGGUGGUUGUAUUACUCUAUAAUGUUUAAACCAAGGUUGUUUACUGAUUUAGAUUUUUCAGAUCAAAUCCGUGGAUACUGUUAGUCCAGGUUGGUACUGAUAUUCCAAUAGUCUUAGUUUGUACUACAUAUUUUGUUAUACAAUAUUUUUAGUUGUUUCUGGAAGAUAGUUGCAUAUGUUGACUUUUUUCACCAAUCUUUAGAUUAAUUGGCAGUUACUGUUGACGAUUUUCAGCUUCAUACUCGAUCAGUUCAAUUUAUGGAAAAUACCAUGAGCGAAGGCAAUCUUUAUAAACAUUCAUGGGGUUAAAUUUAUGGAAAGUUGAGUUUCUUACAUAUGUCGUACAUAUUUUAUCUAUCAAUGUACAAUUCUUUAGAAUAAUCGGUCAUUUAAUGUAGACUAUUUUCAUUUAUUCCAUUUCUAAAAAGUACCAUGAAUGAAGGCAAAGAGGUAUACCUUGACGAUCUUUCUAACUUUUCUGGGGGUAAAAUCACAAAAAUUUGAGUUACCUGUACAUGUCGUACUUAUUUCAUCUGUCAAUGUACAUUUCUUCAGAAUGUUCCGUUAUUUAGUGUAUACCUUAAAGAAAACCUGGUAAGUUAAUUUGUAUCAGUAUGUUCCUAUGGUUUCGUUCCCAUAUGUUCUUGGCCCCCCAUGGCCACAUAACGUUGUUGGAUGAAAUUAAUCAUUCAAAAUUAGAUUCUUAAUUUGUUUUUUACGAAUUUCACCAUCAUCAUUCUAUUUUUUAUCGUCUGAAAUAUUAAAAUAUUGAUAUACAGAAUCAGAUUUUUUUUGUUUUUUUUCCAAAAUGAAAACGUGUGUGUAUAUAUAGAUAUAUAUAAAUUUAUUAUAUGUUUACAUUGUUCGUUUUUUUUUCUAUCCUGUUUGAUGUAAAUAUUUCAAUUUUGUUUCUUAAAAGAGUGGAUGUUGUUUUGUCAUGUAACAUGAUUUUUUUCCUUAAAAAAAUAUUGCCUAAGUUUUCAAUCACUAUUUUAAGAAAUAAAAGCAAUUCACUAGAGGUACAAUUCGAAAGUAAAAUGUACAAAGAUUUAUUUAUAAAAUAAAUGAUAAUUAUCGGGGCAUUGUUUUAAUAAAAAGAAGCAAUAAUAAAGUUUCUAGUUCCCUUC